Zootermopsis nevadensis is the source of this 2383-nucleotide messenger RNA. Its product is annotated as putative glutamate receptor. The record is from RefSeq and is a predicted model, not a curated record. Gene Ontology annotation, cellular component: membrane. Gene Ontology annotation, molecular function: ligand-gated monoatomic ion channel activity. Lineage: Eukaryota; Metazoa; Arthropoda; Insecta; Blattodea; Termopsidae.
GACUUAAAAUAUCCCUUUCAUUGAAUAAGUUCCCGACACGUUAACCAUAGAGAUGCGAAUAUGACGUGAAAACAAUAUAAACAAUAGAGUUAUAUAUCACUUCAAUCAUAUAACAUAAACUACAUAAUACGAAUACACCCCAACUCAGUUUUAUGGCUACUAUUGUCAACAGGCAUGAAGAGAGUGUUCUGCCAUCUGUCAGCAUGAUGCUGAUGAUAGCAGUACCUUGUUGUGGUAAAAGAGAAGUGCAGAUUCCAGCGACAACUGCAGCUAAUGUAAUAAGUUCAUUGAAGAAUUAUUUUCUCAGUGGAUGUGUUUUCCUACUCUCUACCAAACAUCAAACGGAAAUGAGGCCAUCUUCAGUGAAACUAGGUCGACUCCUCUCAGAUAAAAGGAUCCUUGCAACAGAAGUUUCCCUCCAGUCAUUUAACCAUACUCUGCCCGAAUACAGGUGCUGCAGUAAUCACCCUCUAAAUGUCAUUCUGUCGGGGGACACACAGGCCAAGAGCUCUGUACGUCGGUUGUCCGACACAACAAGUCUGACUGGGCCGACAUGGCUGCUUCUCUUGGACAACACCUCGUCUCCGAAAGAGUUUCUUGGUGACAGCAACAUCCCUUUUGAUUGCGAGUUCCUGGUAGCUCAGCAGAAUGCAGGAGGCUUGGUCAUGCUGACAGAAGUAUACAAGAUCGCAACAGAAAGGCCGCUCCUCUACCACGAUUUCGGAUAUUGGUUAUCAGAGACGACAUUCAGAUUUCCUUCGACAGAUUUCUACUUCAGGAGGUCCAGUCUCCAAGGUCUUUCUAUUUCUACGGCAACUAUUGAGAAUCCUCCAAUCACAGUGCUUGAAAGGACUGACGGUCAAAUUAAAUUUAGUGGCUACUUCGGUAAGGUAUGGCGUGUCCUGGAGAAGAGGAUGGAAUUCAGGACGAACUUCAGUUUCCCUGCUGAUGGCGGCAGAGGAUCGGUAAUGAAGAACGGGACUGCUACUGGAAUGAUCAGGAUGAUACAAGACAAUCAGGUACACGUGGCUGUAGACGCAUUUGGAAUGAGUGGGAUACGAGCCACGGCUGUCGAUUUCACGGUGCCCCUGCUUUCUACAAGGUACUGUGUCAUCGUGAAGUCCCCAGACAGCCUAAAACUGCAGUGGGACAACUUUCUGGCUCCGUUCAGUGUCAUGCUCUGGGUAGCUAUGAUGGCCACGGUCAUCGUCAUCGCUAUCCAUUAUACACUGCUAUACUACCUGGGGCAGCGCUAUGGCAACCAAGAGGCUGACGAGAUCAAAUUUUACACGUUCAGCGACUCCUUGCUGCUAGUACUUGGCAUAUUUUGUCAACAAGGUCACGACACGACGCCCCGGUCAUACUCCUGCCGGUUCGUGUGCAUCUCGAUGUACAUUAUUGCAGUGAUGAUUUUCGGCACAUACUCAGCCACCUUCAUAUCGUUCCUGACAGUUCAUGAAAACAGAUUGCCUUACACGGACCUCGAGAGUCUCUUCAGCAAGCACGCCCAGAACUACAUCUCCGAGCCUUCCAGACAAUUUCUCGAUAAAACGUAUGGCGAAUCGUACCAAGACAACGUCCAACCGUCCGUACUGGACGGAAUGCAUAAGGUCUGCAACUCCAAGUAUUCCUUCUUGAUGUCAAUGGACACAGCGCUGGCGUUCAAGAACAAAGUAAACUGCACUGUCGUCCCUCUGCCGCGUGAAACAAGUUUAUACAUCCCACAAGGCUUUGCGAUUGCUAAACGAAGUCCGUACCUAGGGCUUUUCAAUUACAACCUGAAUAAAUUACGAUCAAAUGGCGUCUUGUACAAACACCGAGUAUAUGACAGUAUGAGGCGGACAUUUAGCAAAGAAAAUGCAGCAUGGACAAGGGUAAGGUUGGAAGAAGUUGCACCCAUCAUCGGCUUCCUUCUGGCUGGUAUCGUGGCAUCUUCUGUGGUGCUGCUGCUGGAGAAAGUAAUUACAACUAACAUGUUCCUGCAACAACAAAACGUGUUCUGCUGCAUCGCUGCAGUUCGUUACGUUGAUGGCGGCCAUUCCUUUCAUCCGAAAAACUCGCAAAUAAACUUUUUACGACCGGUGGGACACAACAUCAGAGUGAGGAGGGCCCCACAGCACCAGCGCCUUAGGGAGGUUGUCUGAGUAAUUCCAAUGAAUGUAAAUACAGUUCUAAAAGCAACAACUAAAAAAGAAAGAAUUUUUUUAAGAGUUAUGAGACUGACCACACUUUGAAACUGCAUUACAUUAUAUUUAAUACACAGGUCUACACAGUCGCUCAUAACGAGGUACGCGUUUAAGCAAAGUGCCUGAAUUUCGAAUGUUGAAUUUCUGCUUAAGUACAGAGGUACCACGCCAAAUUAAAUUUUCGGUAUAAUCUUGCA